UAGCAUAGUGCAGUGUUACACUGUGGUUGUGCUACAUCUAGUCAUGGUCUCAAAUGUCGCAUUGCAUCUAUGUUAUAUAUUGUUACCAAAUUGUUUAAUUCUUAGGUUUAUGCCUUCAGUAAAUGAUGUACCUAGGGAAGUGAAGCCAAUAACUUUAUUUGCUCACUAUUCAAACAGCGUGAACACCACAACUGGAACACCGGUGGAAAGGAUGAUGCUUUCAGGAUUGCACACUGUGACAGAUAUCUUUUGUUGUUGCUGUGGUCAAAUUGUUGGCUGGAAAUAUGAAUCUGCACAUGAGAAGAGUCAGAAGUAUAAGGAAGGGAAGUUUGUUCUUGAAAGAGGAAGGAUUGUUGACGAUGUUGAUUCCUCAACGGAGUUUUAUAUCGAUAGUCAUGUCAGCAUGAGUGAUGGCGAAGAUGCUUAGCAUCUUGAAACCUUGUGGAGUAACUUAUUGGAUCUUGAGAAAAGAUAUUGCUCUUCCUCUAUACAUGAACAAUGAUAAUAACGGCGACCAGAGAAAAUGCUUAGAAUCAAAGAAGUUUUCUUUUAGUUUUUUCCUUUUGUUUAUAUGACAAAAGAGAAAUCUCAAUGGUGUAUAAACAGUGUUGAAGGAAUGAGAUGGAACAGUUUUUUUA
Molecule: messenger RNA, 638 nt
Organism: Medicago truncatula (barrel medic)
Lineage: Eukaryota; Viridiplantae; Streptophyta; Magnoliopsida; Fabales; Fabaceae
Product: protein yippee-like At5g53940
Exons: 4
Coding region: 44-427 (127 amino acids)
Source: RefSeq, a predicted model, not a curated record